Messenger RNA from Frankliniella occidentalis (western flower thrips), 870 nucleotides. Its product is annotated as larval cuticle protein 1-like. Gene Ontology annotation, cellular component: chitin-based extracellular matrix. The coding region runs from base 380 to 793 and encodes 137 amino acids. The transcript has 3 exons. The record is from RefSeq and is a predicted model, not a curated record. NCBI's taxonomy places the organism in Eukaryota, Metazoa, Arthropoda, Insecta, Thysanoptera, Thripidae. Gene Ontology annotation, molecular function: structural constituent of chitin-based larval cuticle.
CGGGGGCGCCCCGCCAUCCCCGCCAUGCAGUCCGUCGCCCGACCGUUCACGGACUUCCAGUUGACGUCCAGUCGCCGCCACCGUCAUCUCGCCUCUCCUCCAGCAGCCGCUCCAUAGCAGUAGCUUCUCCAGCAGGAGCUUCUGUAGCAUCAGCUUCUUCAGCAGCAACUUCUCCAGCAGUAGCUUCUCCAGCAGGAGCUUCUGUAGCAUCAGCUUCUCCAGCAUCAGCUUCUCCAGCAACAACUUCUCCAGCUUCAGCUUUUCCAGUUUCAGCUUAUCCAGCAGCAGCUUAUCAACUUUCAACUCAUCCAGCAGCUUAUAUCCAGCUUCAGCUUCUCCGGCAGCAGCUUCUCCAGCCAGCACAGCGUGCUUCAGCAACAUGCUCGUCCUGCAGACCGCCGCCGUCCUGCUCGCGCUGGUGCUCGCGGCCGAGGCCGUGCCCGUGCCCGCCUCGCCGGCGGCGUCCGGGAAGAACGGCGGCGUCCGGCGGGCCGACCGCGACGUCACCGUGUCCAAGUACAGCAACAAGCCCAACUCGGGCAGCGGCGAAUACAGCUACGGGUUCGAGCUGAGCGACGGCUCCAGCCGCUACGAGGAGGGCCGCCUGCAGAACGCGGGCGUGCCCGGCAAGGAGUUCCUGGUGGUGCGCGGCAGCUUCAGUCGCCCGCGCUUCGACGGCACCAUGGAGCAGGUCAUGUACUACGCGGACGAGGGCGGCUUCCACGUCGCCAAGAUGGUGCCGACGCUCGGGCAGGCGCCGGCCUCGGCACUCGUCGCCUCGCUCGUCGGCUGACCGCCAUCUAGUCUUAGAAUUAGUGUUUCACUGUUAUUUAAAUACGGAGAGAAAAUAAAGAAAACGAGGAGUUACAA